Acromyrmex echinatior (Panamanian leafcutter ant) is the source of this 1207-nucleotide messenger RNA. RefSeq names its product ribosomal protein LP0 (gene RpLP0). Gene Ontology annotation, biological process: ribosome biogenesis; cytoplasmic translation; ribosomal large subunit assembly. Gene Ontology annotation, cellular component: cytosolic large ribosomal subunit. The record is from RefSeq and is a predicted model, not a curated record. Lineage: Eukaryota; Metazoa; Arthropoda; Insecta; Hymenoptera; Formicidae. Gene Ontology annotation, molecular function: structural constituent of ribosome; large ribosomal subunit rRNA binding.
AGCGUGAGUUUGCAUGCACUGCUACAUUUCCGAGACGACUGACUUCCGUUUCCUUUUCCAUAGUACUGUAGCACGUUGCUGAGUCCUUAAAUUCCCAUAAGGUAUCCCUACCACACUAUUCAAGAUGGGUAGGGAGGAUAAAGCAACAUGGAAGUCAAAUUACUUCACUAAACUUGUUCAACUAUUAGACGAUUUUCCUAAAUGCUUCAUUGUGGGUGCGGAUAAUGUUGGCUCAAAGCAAAUGCAACAGAUUCGUAUGUCACUGCGUGGAAACGCAGUCGUACUGAUGGGCAAAAAUACUAUGAUGAGAAAAGCCAUUCGUGGUCAUAUAGAACGUAACGCAGCAUUAGAGAAAUUACUGCCUCACAUUCGUGGUAAUGUUGGGUUUGUUUUCACCCGAGGUGAUUUGAUUGAAGUAAGGGACAAAUUGCUGGAAAAUAAAGUACGUGCUCCAGCCAGAGCAGGAGCCAUUGCACCCUUAAGCGUUAUCAUUCCUGCACAAAACACAGGACUUGGUCCUGAGAAAACUUCUUUUUUCCAAGCUUUGAGUAUACCGACUAAGAUCUCCAAGGGUACUAUUGAAAUAAUAAAUGAUGUUCAUAUCCUCAAACCUGGUGAUAAGGUGGGAGCUUCUGAAGCUACACUUUUGAACAUGCUGAAUAUCUCGCCUUUUUCUUAUGGAUUGCUGGUUGAACAAGUGUACGAUUCUGGUACUAUUUUUGCGCCUGAGAUUUUGGACAUCAAACCUGAAGAUCUACGUGAAAAAUUCAUGGCAGGAGUCGCAAAUUUAGCUUCAGUUUGCUUGAUGAUUGGUUAUCCUACAGUCGCUAGUGCUCCACAUAGUAUUGUAAAUGGCUUCAAGAACUUGCUAGCUGUCGCUGCUGUUACUGAGGUUGAAUUUGCAGAAGCUACUACUAUCAAGGAAUACGUUAAAGAUCCAAGCAAGUUUGCUAUUGCUGCCGCUGCUGUAGCAACUCCAGCAGCUGCAACUGCUGAUGCUCCUGCUGCAGAGAAAAAGGAAGAAAAGAAGGAAGAAUCAGACUCAGAAGACGAUGACAUGGGUUUUGGAUUAUUCGACUAAUACGUACUCACGUUAUGUAUGCUAAAAUGUCUAUUUGAAACAACCUUUGUCAAACAAGAAUUCGAUUCAAAUUUUGUAUCGUGUUAUAAAUACUUCUGAAAAUAAAGUAAAAUCAAAUUGAAAGGA